Racocetra fulgida is the source of this 804-nucleotide messenger RNA. The record is from the annotation of a GenBank genome assembly. Lineage: Eukaryota; Fungi; Glomeromycota; Glomeromycetes; Diversisporales; Gigasporaceae.
AUGGAGGAACUUUUAAGUGAAACAGACUCAGACAUUAACAAUAAUAGCUUUGAGGAUGAAGUAGAUUUUAUAGAUCAAAUAAAUUAUACAAAUAAAAUAAAUUAUGAAGAUAUAGAACAAGUUACCAAUACUACACAAGUAAAAAAAGCAACCUCUAAAAAACAAAAGCAUAAUGUAAACAAUUCUCAGUCAGAAACAGAAGCAUCUACAUUCACUCUUACUAAAAAACCAAGUAUUAUACAAAAGAACUUACCCAAGAGAAAAAAAGAUGGAUCACAAGUUAGAAGCUGGAUUUGGAAGUAUUUUGAUAGACUUACACCUCCGCCAGAUAAAGCUGCAUGUGGAAAAUGUAUAGUAAAAAAUGGAAAAAAAUGUGGACAUACGAUUUAUACAGAAGGUUCUACAAACAAUAUAAAACAUCAUCUUUUGAGUAUACAUGGUUUAACAGAAUCAUCACGUAACAAUAUUAAAAGAAAAACAACUAUUGAUCAAGCUUUGACUAAAUUUAUUAUUUUAGAUAACCAACCUCUUUCUAUAAUUUCUAGUGAAUCAUUUAUUAAUUUUAUUAAAACACUUGACUCUUAUUACGAACUUCCCUCUAAUAUAAAAUUAAAAGAAUUUAUUUAUCAAGGUCUUUUAAUUACAGAAUAUAAACUUUUAAAAUCUGAUGAAUUUGAAACUGUUAUUCAAAAUAAUUCAGAGGAAAAUGAGGAAAAUGAAUUACUGCAUACAAUGUAUGGUUCUAAUCUACAAAGAGUAAAAACAAAUAAAGUUGAAACUAUUUGGUGCUUAAUCAAAUUCUAA